GUCUAGUCCAUAAGGCUGGACACCUUAGCAGUCCCAAUCUGCCACGGAAGGCCUGCGGGUUCCUAGAGAACCACUGGUCUUCAGUUCACCCUGGAAAGCUGCAAAACACUGGGUUCUGAUAUCAGUGAGGGAAGGUGGCAGCAGUGGUGGCAACAACAGAGCAGACUCACUCACCAGCAAGACGCAAAGGCCAGGAGGCAACACGUCCCCUGAUUUUACUAUAGUGCGCAGACAUUGGAGAGUACUGUCCACUCUGGGGGAAGGUCUUCCUUUAGUCCCUCCUGGAGAUGCCCUCAGAGGUCAGCCAGGCUGGUCUUGGAUUACCCAAGAUCCAAAUAAGACUGAAAGUCAAGGUUAGCCAGCCUAUCGUCAGAGGCUGGGGUGUCGUCGGUCUGGCCCUGGCUGUGAGUUUUGGACAGGUGUUGCCUCCUCGUCUCCCUGGUCUCUGGGACUCUGCCCCUCCCACGUGCCUCCAUGACCUCACGUCCAUCCUACCCUUUUAAAAGCAGUGAAGUGGACAUGAAGUCUCUCCAGUCACGGUAUGGGGGCCACUGUCCUCUGUCAUCAGUUCCCCAUGUGCCCAGGCUGGAAAUGGGGCUGUGUUGGCAGUGCCCUCUGUCACAGCCAUAAUCUCACUGUGAGAUCCAAGAAGGUACUUAUAACUCAGCCUGCGUGUGUCAUAGGACCCUGAGCUGUGAGGACCCGAGAGUCAGCCAUCGGAGGGGGAGGAGGGGAGCAGGAGCCAUCUAUGAGGGCGCUGUGUGUGGAAGCUCACCUGACAUCAGAUUAACAGGCCCUGUGCUUACAGAAUGGCUGCUUGAGCAACAGACAUUAAAGAUACGCCCGAUCAUAACCAGGAAGCAGAGAUGUGGUUUCUUUCUUGUGGAUCCUUGAAGGGGGAAAAAUUCACACCCGGAGAUCCCCGUGGAUUCCGUAAACCCACCCGCUGGAGGGGCACAGCCUUCUGAGAGAUCUGAAUCCAGGCUCAACUCUGCAGUCCAGCACAGAUGGGCAGUAUCUCUCAGCCCUCAGGAGGCUGAGGCAGGGGGAAGUCAGGCUUGAGGCCAGCCUUGGCUACAUAGUGAGACCCUGUCACCACCUUUUGUCCUCCGCUCCAAAAGAAAGACAUGAAGGGGGAGGCCCUGAGCUGUGCAGAGACCAACACUGGGAUGGAAUGGGGCCCUCAGAAUCCGUGGGUGGGCAUUCUCUUGUUGCUGUGGCAACCACAGGUCCAUUUGGGUGCCGAGGGAGUGAGGUUAAAGGGUUAGGAGGCCGCACACAUGGGGGAACUUGGUGAACACCGGGCCAGUUUACUUAGUAACUCGAUCCCAGAGGCCAAGACUCUGGGCGGGUCAGAGCAGGGACAGAACAAUGACGAUUUGGACCUUCAGAGUGCGCCUUUUGAGGGCCACUGGUUGCAGGGCUCCAAGGCCACCACAGGGAGGACCACAGAAGACCCAGAGGAGGAGAUUCCCCCAGAGGAGAUGGCUGGGGAAGAGCAGCUCCCGGAGGCCUCCAAUCUGGACGAUUCUCUCCGACGAGACCUGGAGGUGGAAGUGGUUGAAAUGAGCCACCUGUCCAUCACUGAGAGGACUCCCAGUGUCUCCACAGCCAAGGGCAGAAAAAAGAGGAGCCGGAGACUGCUGGAGCUGGCGAAGCCCAAGACCAACUGGCAAUGUCUGAGAGACAGGCCGGGCUGCUGUUGUAAGGGCUAUGCCUGGAUUGCCCCACGCAAGACCAACUUGCAGUUCUGCCUGUACUGGCCUUCUGUAUACUGGACCGAGCGGUUUAUUGAGGACACCACGUUGACCAUCACGGUCCCUGCGGUGUCCCAGCGAGUGGAGGAGCUCUCGAGGCCCAAGCGGUUCUACCAGGAGUAUUACAACAAUAACAGGACCACGCCCAUCUGGCCUAUCCCUCGGUCCACCUUGGAGUACCAAGCAACUAACCGGCUGAAGCAACUGGCUACCCCGAAGGUUCGCAAUAACAUCUGGAGCAUUAACAUGUCUGAGGUUUCCCAGGUGUCCAGAGCAGCCCAGAUGGCCAUCCCCACCCCUCGGACCCUUCGGCUGGCAAAGCCCAGGCCCCCGGCCACCCUGUUGGAAGAGUGGGACCCUAUGCCCAAGCCUAAGCCUUACGUGUCGGACUACAACCGCCUUCUUCAGCUGGCAACGCCCAAGGCCCUGUCAGAAAAGUGCGUUCCUGACCGCAGUCCUCAGUGGGAGGUCCUGGAUGUCACCAAGCACGCGGUGGCCAGUUCACGGAUCAUCUCCCUGGCCCAGCCCAAAAUUCGGAAGGACCUCAACGAGGGGUACAACCCCUACUACAUCUCCCCAGCCUCUCUGGUGGCUCAGGCGUCUCCUCGCAUUUUUGAGCUUGCCACCCCCAAACACAUCACCAAGAAAGUGUGACAGCCAGGCCUCCUCUCUGCCCACCCCCCAGUAAACAGCAAGUGCAUCCUCGCCCGUGUG
Molecule: messenger RNA, 2471 nt
Organism: Apodemus sylvaticus (European woodmouse)
Lineage: Eukaryota; Metazoa; Chordata; Mammalia; Rodentia; Muridae
Gene: Spmap2
Product: theg spermatid protein
Exons: 8
Coding region: 1281-2411 (376 amino acids)
Biological process (GO): spermatogenesis
Source: RefSeq, a predicted model, not a curated record